AUGAAUGAUCUCUUGAAUAUCACUUUCAAGUACACGAAUUGCCCUGACCCAGCAGAGAGUGCUGCUAGAGUCCAGCGAGUGAUAAACGAGGACCCUGGUCUCAUGGAGGAGACUGCCACAGGGAUUAUUGCUGCAGCGCAACGUAACCUAGCCAGGGAAAUGGAUGCUUCGUUCCCCAUUUCAGCUUUGGCAGCAACUCUACCCCCUGCUCCUCACAAAAGUUCCUCUUCUCUUUCAGUGAGAAGAAGCACAGGCAAAUCUGCAAGACACAAAAGAAACUCAUCAAGAUUGCAGCCACUACAAGGUUCAUAUGUACAACAUAGAACUUUCAGCACGAACACAUACACCUCUUUAUCGAACUGUACACCAAUAAUAUUAUCCACAUGUACACCGACGUUUCCCGUUAACAUGGUUGGGAAAGAAUCAAAGGGAUUUGACAAAAAGCUUAUACUAGUGGGUGUCAGUUAUCAUGCAACGGUGGAAGGGAAAGAUUUGGUUAUGAAUCUGGGUUUUCUUACCCGGUUAAGAUCAGAUACCAGAGAGUCUCAAGGUUAA
Molecule: messenger RNA, 555 nt
Organism: Eruca vesicaria subsp. sativa (arugula)
Lineage: Eukaryota; Viridiplantae; Streptophyta; Magnoliopsida; Brassicales; Brassicaceae
Source: the annotation of a GenBank genome assembly